AUGACCAACCAUCCAGCAAAGGAGCUGAAGGAGCUCCAUGCCCCCUCAAAGCCACUCGUCCUUUCAAAUGUGUGGGACCUCGCCUCCCUCAAUGCCAUUCUCUCCCUCAACACCAGCGACUCGAAGCCCGUGAAAGCGAUCGCGACAGCCUCCUGGGCCAUUGCGGCGAUUCUGGGAAUCAAAGACGAGGACCUCACGCUGGAGCAAAACCUAGCCGCUAUCGCACAAAUCGCCCCCGCCGUCAAGGCUGCAGGGCUUCCACUCACCGUCGACAUCCAAGACGGCUACGGCGAAAACAUCGAAGACGUUGUGAAGAGGGUCAUUGAACUCGGAGCUGCGGGCGCGAAUAUCGAGGACAGCAUCCCGUCGGCUGGGUUUGGACAGGGCAUUGAGGGGUCGUUGUACGAUGCCGACAUCCAGGUCAAGCGUCUCAACAGGGCUUUUGCAGCGGCAAGGGAGGCCGGAUGCCCUGACUUUGUGAUCAAUGCGAGAUGCGACAUCUUCAGGCUGGAACCGCACUACUCCAAUGACGAUGAGAGUGCAUUGGAGGAGGCUGUUGAGAGAGGCAGGAAGUACCUCGAAGCGGGAGCGACGACGGUCUUCUACUGGGGCGGCAUGGGCCGGGGAUUGCGGACGUCGGAGGUUAAGGUGCUUGUGCGGGAGCUAUCGGGUCGGGUUGCGGUGAAGUUGGGUGAUCAACCUGAUUCAUUGUCAACGGACGAACUUGCGAAGAUUGGGGUGGUUAGAAUUAGCGUUGGCCCCAGUUUGUACCUUGUUGCGAUGAAUGCAAUGAAGUAUACGGCGAGAAGAAUACUGUCAGGAGGCAAGCUAGCGGCAUGA
This is a messenger RNA of Colletotrichum siamense, 840 nucleotides long. RefSeq lists its product as uncharacterized. The record is from RefSeq and is a predicted model, not a curated record. The transcript has a single exon. Lineage: Eukaryota; Fungi; Ascomycota; Sordariomycetes; Glomerellales; Glomerellaceae. Gene Ontology annotation, molecular function: catalytic activity. The coding region runs from base 1 to 840 and encodes 279 amino acids.